This is a messenger RNA of Gekko japonicus, 1689 nucleotides long. RefSeq names its product chromosome unknown open reading frame, human C22orf23. NCBI's taxonomy places the organism in Eukaryota, Metazoa, Chordata, Lepidosauria, Squamata, Gekkonidae. The coding region runs from base 32 to 772 and encodes 246 amino acids. The record is from RefSeq and is a predicted model, not a curated record. The transcript is spliced from 7 exons.
CGCGCAGGUGCAGAAGAAAUACAGGGUUGUCAUGGUGACGGGAGCCGCCGGCUCGGGUGCCACAAUGGCUUCCCGAGAGAGGACCACACCUCCUGUGGCAAAAGGCACUGGAUUCUGGCAUGCUCCCAUUGUCACGGAAUACAGCCCAGAAACACAGGAGUUAUUAAAAGUGAUGAUGCAAGAAUCCAAACUAACAAAUUUCCAGCAACGUCAUCUUAGAAACUGUAUGAAACGAGGUGAUUCACUGCCUCUCCACUGCAACCCAACAUCCAGCAAAGAACCACAGCUUCCAAAGGCUGUUUCUUCACAACCGAAGGUUUUCUUGUCAUUCAGCCCAUUUGGGAGACCUCACCUUCGCCCUGCUGAGGCCUGCCAGGCAGGUGAUGCCUAUACCCGAGAGAGAUUCAGGCCACGAGCCACCCGAGACCUAGAAAAGGAGAAAGAAAGGCUCCAAAAUAUCUUAGCAACAGGAAAGGAUAAAGUGGAGGGAGCGCGCCGGAAGAAGCCAGUUAAGGUGGAAGAGGUGGUACCGGAACCUGAUCGGUUUGAAGAAUUGGUGAAGGAAGUUGAAGAUCGGAAGCAGUUUCUGGAAGAAAUGGAGGCUCUGGGACAGGGCAAGCUGUACCAAGGGAUCAUACUCACUGAACUAUCACAGAAGCUACGGGAGAUGGAAAUCAUUGAUAAGCAGAGAAGUGAAGAAGUGAGAGAGGCGGUGGCUAAAGCCUUCAAUGUAGGCAACAGGCCUGAUCCUGAAAGCAGGGACCAAGAGUAGUCCUUUCCCAUUCCAGAAUGUGGCCACUGCUUCCUUUUGCUACCACAGGGCUAGGCCUCCACAGAAGACAGUAUCAAGAAUGUUGGUGGUGCCACCCGAGGCCUUUGGCAGAAGACAGUUACAAAAGAGUUUGUACUGCUAAGGGUUUUUUUGCAUGGAAACAAGAGACCAGGAUCACACCGCUCCUAGCUUUUAACAGCAGCCAGUGGGUUUCUGCAUGGAACUAGUUAAGGUCAUAAGGAUACUUUCCCUCUAAGCUGACUAGUAAGGGUGGAAAGAAAAUUAGUGUUGUCUGCUACAUCAGAAGGAGACUUGACCUUGAUUUACACAUGAUGCAGACUGAAGCAAAAGAACUCACCUGCAGGGCUUUGCAUUCAGGUCGUGUCUUGCCUAAACCAUUCCGCCCCCUGUUCAAAGCAGAUUUGCAGCGUAGCUCUUUUCUGCAGGUGGAGGCCCAGUUUAAAUGAGAUGCUGUCGAGUACAAAGCCCUGCAAGCGUUAACUUUUGCCUCAGCCUGCAUCACAUCGAACCCAUGCCUGAGUGCUUCAUGUGUUGUUAGCCUUAUUUCUGAUUUCAUAGCUGCCUCAGUAAGAUCGCAUGCACACAGGGACGUCAUGCCCAAACUACAAAAGAAAGAGGCAGCCACCUUUGUUUAUUCAUGUGUCUGCGCCCCCCCCCCCCAUUUCCAUCUUAAGCGUAUGUGUUUAUUGCUAAAUUUUACCAUGAGAGCAUGUGCAGGCAAGGGCCCUGGGCUACCCUCACUACACCCCAUGUCCCAAAAACACUUUUCUCCUCAGCCCGGAUCAUUUCUGGCAUUGAAAGUGGGCAGAGUGGUCAAUCCCAUCAAAAGUUACUGCUAAGAGCGGCGGGGGGGGGGCAAUUCCACCUCCCCCCCAGCGGACCUGGGACUCCCUCCU